AUGUCCAGGGCGCUAGUGCAGAAAGUGGCCAACUAUGUUCGGAGCAAGCAUUUCCAGGACUACUUGAUGAGUACACACUUUUGGGGGCCAAUAGCCAAGUGGGAGCUCCCAAUUGCAGCCAUCAAUGAGAUGAAGAAAUCUCCAGAGAUCAUUAGUGGCAGAAUAAUGACAUUUGCCCUUUGUUGUUAUUCUUUGACAUUCAUGAGAUUCUCCUACAAGGUGCAACCUUGGAACUGGCUCCUCUUUGCAUGCCAUGCCAUGGAUGAAGUAGCCCAGCUCAUCCAGGGUGGAGGCCUCUUCAAACACCAGAUGACUAAAAAGCCUCUGUGUAACAAUGGGAUGGGGGCUGUUCCCUGGUUCAGGGACAGAAUUUCCAGCUACAGCUCCUGA
Dromiciops gliroides (monito del monte) is the source of this 390-nucleotide messenger RNA. Its product is annotated as mitochondrial pyruvate carrier 1-like. The coding region runs from base 1 to 390 and encodes 129 amino acids. Gene Ontology annotation, cellular component: mitochondrial inner membrane. The transcript has a single exon. The record is from RefSeq and is a predicted model, not a curated record. Gene Ontology annotation, biological process: pyruvate import into mitochondria. Lineage: Eukaryota; Metazoa; Chordata; Mammalia; Microbiotheria; Microbiotheriidae.